This is a messenger RNA of Tuber aestivum (summer truffle), 1086 nucleotides long. The record is from the annotation of a GenBank genome assembly. Lineage: Eukaryota; Fungi; Ascomycota; Pezizomycetes; Pezizales; Tuberaceae.
ACCACCUCAACGAACAGGCGAUCGAGCAACCAACACAGCAAACAUGUCCCGAAUCCUCACCCGCCCGGCUGUCAGGGCGUUUUCCACACAAUUUCGGCUCUCUACUGGUGCCUUACGCUAUGUCCAUAGUGAGCGGGUCCCGUACUCUGGUCCUCCAAGUUACGAUACACUCAAUCGACGCUUUUCCUCUGACAUCAACCCCCACACCUACGUCUCUCAUCAGCAUGCAAAAGCGGCUAAAGAACGCGGUGAAAUCUUUGAUAUACAUGACUCCAGUGGCGUGGACCCGUUGAAUUUCGAUGUUUUGAUUGCGGAUGUAGAUGAUAAGGUUUUGCGGGGCAAAAUUUCAGAGGUAGUGGGGAUACCAUACCAUUCAAAGGCAACCAUCGAGGAUGCUGGUAGGAAACUAGAAACUGGAUAUUGUUACCUAUACGGAGAAAGUUCUCGGAUAAUAUUUCCUACGGUUGUUAGUAAUCGGACUCGGGCUCAUUGGGUUUUUUUUGUUGUGGAAACUGGAGCUCCGUGGACUCACCUUUCAGCACGGGUAAGUUCUACUCCUAAUUAAAAGAGGUCAAGUCCAUUGCUAACUACUUUAGACUUGUGAGCUCUUAGGUUUUGCGCCAGAACAAGCGAUGCCGAAUCUCGUCACGAUUGCGGGAUACACCCACCCAAUCUACAGAUCGCCUCGCAAUAAACACUUUUCCGAUCUCAACCUUCUCGGCAUGGAUUUUUUUUCUGUGCAUAGGAUUUCACAGUGGAAUGAUUUUCUGAAGCGUCGUGCAAUCUUGUUCUUUGGUACGAAAUGGGAGCCGCCUAGGAAGGUCGAGUCAUAGGUUUGUGUACUAGCAAUAGGAGGAAGAGAGGAGGUUGAGGGAUGGUUUUUUCUUUAACUGUACUUUCCUCCUUACUCUUGAAUACUACAAUAUCUACCAUGGCCAAUAAAGUCCUGUUCAUAAAGUUGCAUAAGAGUGCUGCGGUAGUAUGGCAUGGGAACUCUGUACCCGGAGCACUAAAGUGAGGUAUUUGGGAGUCAACGUCAAAACCUGAAGACUUUUUAACAGAAAUUCCAGUCAAAAAAGUAACUCU